AUGAUUAAAGAAGAUAUGAAAAUACAUAGUCCUUCCAGAAGGAAUUCAAGGCUAAUAUCGAGCACAUUAAUACUUUUGGGUCUCAUACUGUUUCUAACCAUAACUUGGAAGGACUAUUCAGAAACUAUAGUAGACGCAGUGGCUUCUUCAAGUUUAUUAGAUAAUCCAACGAUAAAUAAAAAAAUUGAUGAUAUACCCAAGAAUGGGAAACUGAAUAAUAAUCUUUUGUCUAACUCAGCACUAGUAUCAUCUUCAGUUACCCCAACUGCACAAACAAGCUCAACUCCAAUCAAAAAUGAAAUGGAAUUAAAUUCUAUCAGAGUACAAGAACAAAUUUCAACAAUACUGAACGAAAUGUCGACAGAUAAGAUAUUAAAACCUAAAAAACUACUAUCUCCAUCAAAAUUGAAAAAAUUAAAUCCUGAAUCAGCUUCGUUCGAUGUAGAAACAAAUUUCAAUGAAAUACUAAAUACUUCUCCAGUUGUACUUUUCAUUAAGACUUCAGAUAAACAAUCAAAUUAUUUCAAAAACUUAUUAUUGAGGGAAUAUGAAAUAUCUCCUGAAGUUGCCGUAGUUGAUUUGGAUAAACAUAGUAAUGGCGCCAAAUUACAAGAAUACAUUAGAAAGAAUAAAUUAAUGACGAAAGAUCAAAAACUGCCUUACCUAUUCAUUAAUAGCGUAGCUAUAACAAAUAAUGACAACUUGAAAAAAUUCCAUAAAGAUGGUACUUUACUAGAAAACUUCAAAAAAUUAGGUAAUGGUAAAAUCAUGUUUAAGAAAAUCGAAGCUCCUUCUAACUCAUAG
Messenger RNA from Kazachstania africana CBS 2517, 804 nucleotides. RefSeq names its product pheromone-regulated protein PRM4 (gene PRM4). Gene Ontology annotation, biological process: cellular response to oxidative stress. Gene Ontology annotation, molecular function: glutathione disulfide oxidoreductase activity. NCBI's taxonomy places the organism in Eukaryota, Fungi, Ascomycota, Saccharomycetes, Saccharomycetales, Saccharomycetaceae. The record is from RefSeq and is a predicted model, not a curated record. The transcript has a single exon. The coding region runs from base 1 to 804 and encodes 267 amino acids. Gene Ontology annotation, cellular component: cytoplasm; cis-Golgi network; Golgi lumen.